Molecule: messenger RNA, 654 nt
Organism: Colletotrichum truncatum
Lineage: Eukaryota; Fungi; Ascomycota; Sordariomycetes; Glomerellales; Glomerellaceae
Product: glucan -beta-glucosidase
Biological process (GO): carbohydrate metabolic process; cell wall organization
Cellular component (GO): cell surface; fungal-type cell wall; extracellular region
Molecular function (GO): glucan endo-1,3-beta-D-glucosidase activity
Source: RefSeq, a predicted model, not a curated record
AUGCGAUCAUCGGCAAUUAUUGUCGCAUGUAUGGCAAUGGCGCCCAGCCUCACCGCCGCUUCGGGGGCUUUAGGCUUUGCUCUCGGUGCGAAGCAACCGGACGGCCAAUGCAAGUUUCAGGCGGACUACGAAGCAGACUUCAAGGCCAUACAUGAUGCCUCAGGAAGCAGGAUCGUGCGUAUUUACGCCGCUGACCAGUGCAACACGGCCAAAGAAAUCCUACCAGCAGCAAAGAAGGAAGAUUUCCAGGUCAUUCUUGGUAUUUGGCCGGACACGGAGGAGUCAUACGCCGCCGAUAAGGCUGCCAUCCUCCGGUACACACCCGGAUUUGAAGCUCAGGUCUACGCCGUCACCGUCGGCUCCGAGUCUCUCUACCGCGGCAAUUUCACCGGCCCUGAGCUUGCGAGCAAGCUCAAGGAUAUGAAGAAGGCAGUGCCCCACUUGCGUAUCGGCACUGCGGACAGCUGGAACAAGUACCAAGACGGCACUGCCGACGCCGUCAUUGAGCAAGCAGACAUAUUAUUAACUAAUGCCUUCUCGUAUUGGCAGGGUCAAACCCGCAGCAAUGCCACUGCCUCAUUCUUCGACUCCAUAAUGCAGGCAUUCGGACGUAUCCAGAGCAUCAGUGGAUCCUUUGACAAGCCCGAGUUAUAG